GAUCGAAAAACAAAAGGCGAUCGUUUGUCGUGAUGUUUAUUUUGAACAGGAAGUAGAAAUAUUCGCUAUUGAGCUUUCCUUUUUCACACUGUUAAGAAAGGUCUGGUCUAUUGCCUGUUUGUCUGCAACGCAGGUAUGCGGCUGUUUUUUCUGGUCGCGGUCACGCUGGUGUCCCUUGCUCCCGAGGUGGUUAGAGGAGGAGAGAAGAAGAAGCUGCAGAUUGGUAUCAAGAAGAGGAUCGACAACUGCCCCAUCAAGUCCCGAAAGGGGGAUGUGCUGAACAUGCACUACACUGGAAAGCUGGAAGAUGGAACGGAGUUUGACAGCAGCAUUCCCAGGAACCAGCCGUUCACCUUUACCCUCGGUACCGGCCAGGUCAUCAAAGGGUGGGACCAGGGCCUGCUGGGUAUGUGUGAAGGUGAGAAGAGAAAGCUCGUCAUUCCGUCAGAGCUUGGAUAUGGAGACCGAGGAGCCCCCCCUAAAAUCCCAGGUGGCGCCACACUCAUUUUUGAAGUUGAACUUCUGAGCAUUGAACGUAGAUCUGACUUAUAGUGAUGGCAGACCAACAUCAAAUCAGUUACCUACUCUGUUUCUAGGUUACAGUGAUCUACUAAAGAACUACCGAUAAUAUCAGUUGAAGCCUAGAACCAAUACUUGCCAAGGAACAUUGCUUAACGUCACAAUUAACCUUUUUAUGAGCGAUCAAUAACUGUUGUAGAAAUGUUACAUGUUGCCGAAAGACCUGUCAAGCAACAACAUGCUAGUAAUGUUGUGGCUGAUUAUGAAUAACAAUUGGUAAAUACAGACUUCACUGGCAUAAUUCCCCUUUCCUAAUUUUUCCAACCUUGCUCUGGUUUAUGGUUGUAGAGUUUAGAAUAAAUUUCUUAUCUACAGAACCCACUGGAUCCAGUCAUGUAAUACGUGUCAGUGAGUUUUGACAACAUUGUUCAUUGUGUAUUCAAUGUGUUAGGUGGACACGUAAGGCAUUGUUUGUAACAGUAUUCCAGCUCUUGAUUCAAAUGAGUUUUCAAUGAGUACAACUUUAGUAAGUAACAGCCUUAAAAAAAUAAUUUAAAAAAUAAAGGUUUUGAUUUUCA
This is a messenger RNA of Osmerus eperlanus (European smelt), 1097 nucleotides long. RefSeq names its product FKBP prolyl isomerase 2 (gene fkbp2). The transcript has 6 exons. Gene Ontology annotation, biological process: protein peptidyl-prolyl isomerization. The coding region runs from base 136 to 552 and encodes 138 amino acids. The record is from RefSeq and is a predicted model, not a curated record. Gene Ontology annotation, molecular function: peptidyl-prolyl cis-trans isomerase activity. Gene Ontology annotation, cellular component: endoplasmic reticulum. Lineage: Eukaryota; Metazoa; Chordata; Actinopteri; Osmeriformes; Osmeridae.